Molecule: messenger RNA, 2746 nt
Organism: Hippocampus comes (tiger tail seahorse)
Lineage: Eukaryota; Metazoa; Chordata; Actinopteri; Syngnathiformes; Syngnathidae
Gene: gsx1
Product: GS homeobox 1
Exons: 2
Coding region: 1677-2414 (245 amino acids)
Biological process (GO): regulation of DNA-templated transcription
Cellular component (GO): nucleus
Molecular function (GO): DNA-binding transcription factor activity, RNA polymerase II-specific; sequence-specific double-stranded DNA binding
Source: RefSeq, a predicted model, not a curated record
CUUCUGGCCUGCGCCUCCAGAGGGAGGUCAGAACUAUUUGUCAGUCUCCAGUUGGGAUUGCAAAUUGGGAUGAGCCUCCCUGCGUGAUGACCUGCAGAACUUCCAUUCCCAACAGCGGGGCGACUGCUUUACGUCAUUUGGGAAUUGAUGCGCCGACCAGCAGCUUUCUGUUGAGCAAUAAUUUAAGCGGACACACAUUUCAUCUUCCCUUUGUGGUUUUAGAACAUAAUCUGACACAUUUGGCCCAUUGACUUAUGUGACCGUUACAGCUGUGAUUUUUUUUUCCAACACCUGUCGUGAUCUUGUCACAAGUUUCGACGAGGUUGGCAUGCUAAUUCAUGAGCAAAGGUAUUUUUUGGUAUCCUGUGAUAACAGAUCUCAUCUCAGGGUUUAACUGCUCCUAAUUCACUGUAAUGUUGAAGCCUAAUGACAGGUCUAAGGUUUAUUGCGCAUUAGCGGUGUGAUGCUGAGCACAUUACAUGUUGCUGGGCCUCUUUUUAAUGGUCACACAGACACCAUUUAUCCUGAUGUGUUUCGAAGUGGAUGGCCCCCCAAAAAAAUAAGCCCACAAACAAUUAUUUGAAAGCAGUCUGAUGGUGGGCUGUGCAUGCAUGCAGGGCACUUCUUGCCUGCUCCGUGUUUUUGACGUGAAUGAUUUAAAAAAUGUCCAACUUUUUUUUUUUAGUGUUGGGGAAACUUGUCCUGUCUUUGAAGGUCGUGUUCAGAGCGCCUUAAAGUGAAAGAAAAUGUUUUCCUAUUAGCUAAUUGAAUGAGAGCGCAAAGCGAGGCCGCGCUGCUCCAUGACAGAGUCGCCUUUGUUACGUCUAUCCGCCGCUGUCACACACUUUAAUUCGACUCUCUUUCUCCCUCAUUGAAAGCCUCCACAAUGACAUUCAAUAAGGGCCGCCGAGUGAAAACCUGGUUAUUUUUACAUAUUCUUCCAAACCACCGCCCCUCCCGCCCGCGACUCGGCAGGGGCCCGAGCAAAGGAAUUAAUCACCGCUCUUUAACAGAACUGCCUUCAGGCAAUGACUUGUCCCUUUUCUUGUGCCUAGAAAAUGACACAUUAACCCUAAAUUGGUUUGCAUAAACUUUACAUUCAGCUGUUGCGUACGUAUACAUAUAGUAAAAAAAAAACAAACAAGCAAAAGUAAAGCAAACGUUUCGGACGCAUCCCCUCGCGAUGGUGUCACCGAAUAGCGUGCGCAAAUUUCGAGCUUGCUUUUGCGCCACGCACCUCUUAUUCCUGGCCAGGCUGACAAAUCCUCGAAUCCCGACCGCCGGCUUUCUAAAUGUGACAAUUGAAGCCGUGUUUUAUGAUAAAAUAAGAGCGAUGAUAAAAGGCAGAAUGGGGCAGUGCCGCCUCUCGCGGCGUGGGUGGGGCUGACAAGAAUAGACUACAUUAUGCAGUUCAUUUAGUUAACAAGUGAAAUAAUGGGGAAGCGUGCAGUGGGAAUGCCGAGAGAAAAGCACAAAACCCUAUUGAGGGCUCUCGGCCCGCUUGCAGCGUAACCGUCACAUGGCCGAAGCGGCUCGGCUGCGCCUAUUUAAGGAGCCCCCGGCGCGCCUUCAGCACCACUUCGCUGUCCACCCUUCCACGCGAGAGCACGCUGCCAACGUCCCACGCCUUUUGCGGCCGCACAACUCACCCACGACUUUUCCGCACGCCCGCCACCAUGCCGAGGUCUUUUCUCGUGGAUUCGUUGAUUUUAAGAGAGGCCAACGACAAGGGGAGCGAGAACAGCCCGCCUCUCUUCCCCUACGCGGUGCACUCGCCGGGCCACCCCGCGCACGGGCUGCCGGGCUCCUGCCACUCCAGGAAGGCCGGGCUGCUGUGCUUCUGCCCGCUGUGCAUGGCCGCCUCCCAGCUGCACCCGUCCCCGCCCGCGCUGCCGCUCCUCAAAGCUUCCUUCCCGGCCUUCGGUUCGCAGUACUGCCACACGGCGCUGUCCAGGCAACACGGCUCAUCCAACAGCAUCAACCUCGCCCACGGAGCCGCCAUGUACCAGGCCGCCUACGCGGUCCCGGAUCCGCGACAGUACCACUGCAUCUCCAUCGAAAACGGCAACGGCAAACUUCAGAGCAGCAAACGCAUGCGCACGGCCUUCACCAGCACGCAACUUUUGGAGCUGGAGCGCGAGUUCACGUCCAACAUGUACCUGUCCAGGCUGAGGCGCAUCGAGAUCGCCACCUACCUCAACCUGUCCGAGAAGCAGGUCAAGAUCUGGUUCCAGAACCGCCGAGUGAAGCACAAAAAGGAGGGCAAGAGCGGAUCCGGCGGCCCACGGACUGCCACCAACGGCUGCAAAUGCUCGUCGGCGGCCAGAUGCUCGGAGGAAGAAGAGGACGACAUGCCCGUGUCUCCUUCCUCAUUCUCCGAAAAGGAUGACGUGGACUUGUCCGUCUCCCCCUGAGCACCCAUCUGGACGAUUUAUUAUUAUUUUUUAAAUGUAACAUGAGCCAAAAAGACUGUUCCACUUCUGUAAAUACGAAGAGAAUAUUUAAUCAGGGAAUUGUCCUGAAUUAUUGUAUAAUUCUGUAUACAUGUUGUACGUUUUGUAAUGUAGUUUUUUUUUCUUCUGAAAACGGUCCAUUUGUUGUUGCCGAAACCUUGAGUAUGGUCGGUAUAUUUGUAAAGGCGAACCCUGCGCCGUUUUUUGAGCUCGGACUCAAAUCCUAUGAUUCAAUGUGAUUUCAAAUGUAUUUAUUUAUUUAAAAAUGUGGGGAAAUAAAAGCAGAUUUCUGA